UUUCUUCGCACUGCUUUCCAGAGACUGUUAGAGGAAGAGCUGCGUCUUCCGCCUCCCAGGCUGCCCAGCGGCGCCGGUUGCCCAGGAACAGAGGCGCCAUGGGAAGGGAUGGCGGGAGGGUACGGGCUAGGUGCUGGGUCCGGAACUAAGUUGGUGAAGAAGAGCUCGGGCUCGUCAUGAAACAACGAAAAGCCCAGGGGGGCGGCCGGGGGCGCAAGAAGAGAGGUUUGAGUGACAUUUCUCCAUCUACAAGCCUUCCACCUCUGGUCGAAGGCCAGCUACGCUGCUUUCUAAAACUUACUGUUAGUAAAAUAAUAUGGAAGAUUGCAAAGCCUCCUACUUGUGUUCUUGUCCGAGUGAGAUGGUGGGGAGAAACAUCCGAUGGAACCCUCUUUUGUCCCAGAGAUGCAUUGCAGACUGAACCAAAAGCUGUGAGAACAACUACACGUUAUGCUAUUCGCUGUGGUCCAAAGCAAUUUACCUCUUAUCUGACAGAUAUGGCUGUGCUGGUUCUGGAAGUAAUCACCAAACUUGAUCAUCUUCCAAUUGGCAGAGUUCAGAUCAGUGGACUAGCCCAGCUUUCUCCAACCCAUCAAAUAAAUGGAUUUUUUACCAUUGUUUCACCAACAUCUAAGAAACUCGGAGAACUGCAGGUCUCACUUGUCCUAGAGCCUCUGUCAGAAACUUACAACAGCUAUAGUCCUCUUCCUACUACUGAUAUGACCAAAAAUAAACUUGUAAAUGAGCAGGGAUUCAGAGAAAAUACCGAACCCAAUAGUACCCAGUUUCUGGUUCCAUCAGGGCAUCACAGAAUACCUGCCGUCAAAACGGAUGGAAAAGAUUUAGUGGCCAACAGUAGUAGAUCAACCACACCAAGGGGAAAGGACCACUUGUACUUUGCAGAGAACUCAGAUACAAUAAAGGACCCUUUCUUUGGACCACAGUACCCUGUGAAUUCAGCACAGAGUGUAGAGGCUGCAACCCUGAAAGACAAGGCUCCACGGAAGCAGAUGUCCCUUCUCAACAGCUCUCAAUUCCAGCCUCAAAUGAGGACAGCUGCCAAGAGUCACAGUGAUUCAUGCAUUCUUUCCUCAAAUAACCCACCUACCAAGGACCUUCUUUCAGCUCUUUUGGAACAAGGAAACAAACUACGUAAUGCCAUGGUGAUUUCUGCGAUGAAAUCAAGCCCAGAUACUAGCAUGUUGUUGGACAAAGUUCAUCCUCCUGUGAAGGAAGAGUCUCUUAGAGUUUCAACACAAGCCUCAUCUAGAAAUCAACAUAAAGAUUACAUUGACGAUCACCUCCUCCCUUCAACUGAGAAUACAUCUUGGAAACAUGACAUAAGAACUGAUACGAGAGCUAUACAGCUGCUACUAGGAAGUGCUGAAUUAUCUGACGGUCAUCACUGGGAUGGGCUAGGCUCUCCUCCAGAUUCGCCUUCUCCUAGGAGUGAUGUGUACUGUAGCAGCGAGCUGAAUGACCCUCAGUAUGACCAGAGUCUCCUGGAGAACUUAUUUUACACGGCACCUAAAUCUGAUGCCAGCGUCAGUGAUUUUCUCAGUGAAGAUGAUGAUAUUACCCCUUCUAAAAGAAUGAACCAGUCAGAAACUCUUGCCAGGUCUUCUAAAGUUCUGGAGUCAAGUGAUCGUAAGCUGAAGAAGAAGGUGAUUGGCAGGAAAAAUGGAAACGUGGUUGAACAACCCAUGCUCACAACAACUCCAAAAGAUACCCAUGUUGUGGCAUUAAGUGUAGACAGACUUGCCCUUCUGGGUAGAACCCAUUCGGUCAGAAUUAUCAUCGAAACAAUGCAAGUUCCUCCAGAUAGUCCUCAGAUGACCCCUGGCAAAAAAACCUGUGCUGGGAGACCACCUAAGCUGACAACAGCAAAAAAGCGCACUUUCUUUGUGGAAUAUCACUUUCCUGUGGGCUUCUCCAAAAGUGGAUUGGGAAAGACAGCUUUGAUCACUGAGGUUGUUCGACUCGCCUCCAGUAAAAUUACAGAUGGAAUGGUGAAAUUCCAGCAGCGAUUUGUGUUUCCGGUACAGUUUGGUGGUCCAAUGAUAGAGCACUGGUGGAAUUCCUCCCUCACUUUCCAAAUUUAUGCAAAGAAAACACCGCAGAAGAAGCCAGAAAUCAUUGGAUCUGCAUCACUUCCUUUGCGAGCUGUCCUUCAAUCAGAGCUGCUUUCUUUCACUGACCAACUUCCAGUGCAACAGGGAAAUGGUCAGACUUCACUUGGCCCCCUCAAGGUAACCGUGGAGCUUGUUAUAGAAAAUAAAGAUUUCACUGGCGUCAAUACUAAGUUAAGAAGCAGCACCGAGCAUACCCCACUCUGUGCUCCUACAAGUCCAGAUAAGAUACUGCCAGAACCCAGCCAGGAUAUCCCCUGCACCAGAAAUCCCCAGAACCUAAGUCAAAUCCCUGAGGAAACUACAAGGACAGCACGGAAGCUGGUGCUCCCUGACCCAAAGUCACCGAGCCCUAAAACCCCAGAUCCUUCUACCUCCAUGGCUAUGCCAGCCUCGUACAAUUCAGAAAAUCAGACAAAUGGGUCAACAAGUGAGAGUGCUUUGCUAUUGCAUAUGCUAUUGAUGGUGCCAGAUGGGAAAGAUUUCAAUACUGGAGGAUCUGAGAAACAACCGUCAUGCAACGUUUAUUUAAAUUGCAAAUUUUUUAGCACGAAGGAAGUCACCAGAUCUGUCAUCUCAUGGGGCACAACACAACCAGUCUUUAACUUUUCCCAGGUGAUUCCUGUCUCCUUGUCUUCCACAUACCUAGAAAGACUUAAAAACAAUGUGAUGGUAAUUGAAGCAUGGAACAAGGUGCGGAGUCCAGGACAGGACAAGCUGCUCGGGCUGGUGAAACUUCCCCUCCAUCAGUUUUACGUGUCAUUCAAAGAUUCCAAGGUUUCUCGCCUGCUGCUUGAUGCCCAGUACCCAGUGGUUGCUGUUGACAGCUACGUGCCUGUGAUUGAUGUAUUUUCGGGUCACCAAAACGGGAAUCUUCGAGUCUUUUUAGCUAUGGGUUCUUCAGAUCAGAUAAUGGCACUACAAAGAUUAAAGAAUGAAGAAGGAACCUUGCUCCCUCCCGUCAACCAUAGGCCAGCCCACUUCCUGGAUCAGCCAUCUGUAGCAUCUGUUGCUACGGUGAAGGACCAAGGAACUGGACUGAUGGAGCAUCUCUUUGAGUUCCAUGUAGAAAUGGUUAAAGGGCUCACUCCUCUUCAGGCAACAGUCUGGGGAGAAGCAGAUUGUUAUGUUCAGUAUCAUUUUCCAGUUCAAGACUCGCAAUCCAGUGUCCUGAAAGGACCCGAGUUCCUUGAAAAUGGAAUUACUCUGAAGUCUUUCAGAACUGCAACCACACUCUGUGUUCCAGAUCCCAUCUUUAAUAGUGAGCACCAUCAUUCUCUCCUGUUACCAAGUGAAGUUCCAGUGCAAAGGGUCCUACUAAGUGCCUUCUCUUCACAGGGGCUCGUGCCUGGAGGUGGAGUCCAGUUUGAAGUUUGGUGCAGAUACUAUUACCCUAAUGUAAGAGACCAGAUGGUCGCGAAAGGAACCUUGCCAUUAUCAAGGAUCUGUGCCAUGGCAACCAUGCAGCACCGUGAGGAUAUGGGAGUGCAGACCUUUAGUCUCCCUUUAACCCCCCGACUUGAGCACAGGCAAGAAUUGAGAAAUCAAUCUUCAGGUUUCCUGGAUGUGGGCCUGAAGUACAGGCGUAGUCCAAGAACAGCAGAAGGAGUUCUUGCUGCCCGUGUUGUCACCAUCUCAGUCCAGAUUAUCAGAGCCUGUGGUCUGCAAGCAGCAGCCAAGGCUUUGGCUGAGCAAGAACCCGCUCUGCAGUUUAGUGCCACAGUUGGAGUCAACGCCUCUGUAACUGCUCACCUCUCCUUCCUGCCCAAGGGAGAACAGCGGCGAACCCGCCCUGUGGCCUGUUCCUUUUGUCCUGAAUUCUCCCAUCACAUUGAGUUCUCAUGUAAUUUGGUAACUCGGCACUGCAGUGGAGAGGCCUGUUUCCUGGCAGAGUUGUUGGAAUUUGCAGAAGUUACUUUUGCUAUCUAUCAUGAAAAUACCAAGUCAGUCAGCGAUCUAGCCGGUAUCCAGUCAUGUAAAGAAUAUCUGCUUGGAGUUGUAAAGGUUCCAACAAAAGAGCUGCUGAUCAAGAGAUGUGGGAUUACAGGAUGGUAUCCUAUCAUUUUACCAGAAGAUGGUGACCUGCCUCAUGGCUUGGAGCUCAUGCAGAAAAUUGUAGGUGGUCUGGAACUUUCAGUUUCUUUCACCCAUCCUGGAGAUAGAGAACGAGUGUUGGAAGCUGCUGAACUACUGGGCUGGAGCUUUGAGAAUAGUUUGAAGGAUCUUGUGAAGGGGAAUGAAGAGGAACCGGCCACUGUCACCAUCUCCACCCCAAGGCUGUGGCUGCCCAUCCACUGUGUGUUGCUUGCUGGCCACAUGAAUAUUCAUAAGAAUACAUACUGCUACCUUCGCUACAAGCUAUAUGAUCAUGAAGCCUUUUGGACCCCUCUCAAGAAACCUAAGGAGUCUUCGAACAAAAACCAGGUUAUGGUUACUUUCAAGACAUCCAAAAGGGCAGAAGUCACCAGGGGUCCAUCAUUGCUUUGGUACUUCAGGGAGGAGAAGCUAGAGAUCCAAGUGUGGCGAGCUUAUGGCAAUGAUAGUGUGGAGAGGCCCCACCACACGGACAGCUGGAUUGGCUCGGCCUACGUGGACCUGGCCAGACUCGGGGAGAGGUCGACAAGGACACUAACUGUCAGUGGUGUGUAUCCUCUGUUUGGACGGAAUGCAUCCGACCUCUCAGGAGCUGCCCUGCGCGUUCAUGUGGUUCUGUCCUCUCUUUCCCCACACACUGAGCCCACUCAUGAACUGGACUCCUUGGACUGCAGUAGCCACAGUGAAUCUGAACAACUCCCCAGUAGAGGUGAUAAGAUCCAGCCUUCUCCACCAUCUGACCACCAGAAGCCUCCCGCCUCCACCCAAGUCCCCUGCAACUGCACCACAGCAGAAGUCAGCCUGGCUCAGGAGGGCCCUACUGAGUUGGACGGAACUUUUGCAGUCAGUAUCCUGGUAGAAAGAGCAAUGCACUUGAGCUUGAAAGGGAGCCCCUUGACAGAGCGAAGAGUGUCUGUACCCAGUUGUUGUGUGUCCUUUGCAACGGCCGAUGAGUCGUCUCCUAUAUACACCCACGUGGUUGAAAACACAGAUUCUCCUAUCUGGAAUUUUCAGCAGCAGUCACGGCUUUCAAAAGAGCUGCUUUUGGACCCACAGCAAACCCUCGUCUUCAAAGUUUGGCAUAAAAGAGAUGAGGAGAGAGUGAUUGGCUUUGCCUCAGUGGACCUGUCCCCUCUUCUCUCUGGCUUCCAGUUUGUCUGUGGCUGGUACAACAUCACAGACUUCAGUGGCGAAUGUCAGGGUCAGAUAAAAGUUGCCAUCUCCCCUUUGGAGAGUUUGAUGCACUUCAAAAAAGAGAAACAAGCAAGACGUGGGGCAGAGACCCCUGGAUCACUGACUCUGAGGUAUGGUCCCUUUCCCUUCCCUGCCUCCGAUGUGUAUGCUGCGUUCCCUAGCCACAUGGCAGAGCAGACCCCAGACCAGCUUGCUUACACUUCAAAGGAACUCUAUGUCUCCUCUCCUGGGAGAAUUGGUGUCACAAGAAACCAGGUAUCACGCCACGAGGAGCACGUGCAGAACAUCCGCCGAUUUCAUGAAUCCCUACAGCAGGGAGAGGCUGUCUCACCAAGUGAUGACAAACUGACCACAUUGCCCUUGUCCUCCCGCACCUCCAUUCUGACCUGCCUCAGGAAGAAUCUGAGCGAGUUAGAUCAGAUCCAGCGGUACUUCAGCCAGAAGCUCAGCAAGCCUUUCCUUCCCCUCAGCCCUCAGACGCAUAGUGCCAUCUGGCAAUGCCAGGAGGGCCAUAGGGACCACCUUGGGCCAGGAGCCAGCAGCCUAGACCCAGAGAGCCAGUGCCUCCUGGAGAAAUCCAACGACCUGGUGUUGCAAGUCAGCUCCUUAAUCACGGAUCUGCAGACUAUCACCAGGAAUUCUCAAGCAGCUUUGAGUUCUCACCAAACCAGCAGUAGAAGCAGAGAGGUCAUCACCCCACCAGAUGCUCAGGACACAGAGGAAAUUCAAGAACGAGGCUCAUCUCCAGACCAGCCAUUGGCAAGAGCUCCUGAUGAAGGCACAAAUUCCCCACCUCCCCCUGCUCUUGAAGGGUCUCCAGGCAGAAAAGGAAAGCUCCACAAGCCCCUGGUACAUACAGUACCCAUUACGAGGAUGCAGAGCAGUGAAGACACAGACGAAGGCCCAGUGUACAGUGAUGAGGACUAUGAAGAAGACAUCAUUGAGCCCAGGACCCUAAAUGAGAUUACCACCGUGACAGACAAAACUAGCCCUUGGUCCAGUUUUGUGUCAGACACAAGUGAGGUUAUCAGCCCUCAGCCUGAUGAGGUGCAGAGGGAGGGCCCCUCUUGUCCUUCUCCAGAGUCUUUCCCCAGAGAAAAGCUCACAGUCAGGAGUAGCCCUCUGUCCAAUCCAGAAAAGGCUAUCAACCCCCCUUUGUCCAGAAAGGCUUCUCUCGGCUCAAGUCUUGGUGCUUGUGAGGGCAGGGCCUCUAAGGCCAGGGUUGGAGAGCCUGCCUCAGCCAAUCCUAAGCCUGCCCCAUGCCUGACACUCUCAGGAGCCCGGCAGAGCAACACUUUGGCUGGGUGCAACUCACCCAGGGCAGACAACAUGGAAUCCAAGCCAGAAGCCCAGGCUGGGAAUGAAACUGCCUCCAGUGAGCUCAGUGACUCUGCCGAUAGCUUUGAGAAGCUCCCUGUACACCUUGCCUCCCAGAACAAAAGAGAGAACCACAAGGGACCACCCAUCGACUCCUCUGACGUCAGUCAGAAGCAGGUUACAGCCAAAUCAGCGGUGUCUACAAAUCAGAGCCUCCUCCUCACUGAGCCCAUCGUGGUGCCCAACUUCUUUCUGCCUCCGCAGCAGCUGGAGGCCUCCAUGCGGAUGCUUUCACUGUCUGCAGCCCUGCCACCACCGGCCACUACAAAAGAGGACAAGAGCAACGCCACCAGGGAAACUCUGACCCGAAGGCCUAGUCACCCCAGACCAAAUUCACUCCCUCCCACCCUGACGGAAGAAGAAACCCGCAGGAUCGCACGGAUAUUUUCGUCCCAGUACUCCCAGAAAGACUAACAGCCUGAGGGGCUGAGGGAAGCAGCCGCGGCCCACCCUCCCUCCCUCCUUCGGCCCUGACUCACACACAGGAGGCACCAAGUCUGAUUCUCUCAGGGCUGUGGCCACGCUGAAACCACCACAAGUGUCGGCCAUGGCACCUUGAGACCCGGUCAGCCAAGGCCAGAGCAGUGUCCCAAACCAGCCCAGUUUCCACUUGGCAUCUCCACUUCUUUCUACAGCGAAGCAAAGACUAGAAGCAAAACGGAUGCCCGCACUCAGUGGCCCACCCACCUUUUGACCAAGAGACUUGCAGGCAUCUCUCAGUGGAGAGACUCCUUCCAGUCUCCCAAUGACCCUGACAGCUGGGCUGAGCUGAGCUGAUCCUCUGCUUGUGGAUGAAGGGCCAUCUUUACCAUGAAGGUUUGGGGUUGGGGCCAUGAAGAUCGUGCACAUCGGGCAUAGCCAAGGGGCUCCUACAGCCGCCUCCAGGUAUUUGCCUGGGAAAUGGGCAUUUUAUAGAUAUAAAUUAUUUUUAUGUUGUGUUGAAUUAAUCGAUAGGAAAGGGGGAGAAAAUAACCUCCUUCAAACUUCGUAUCUGAUUGUCUGAAAUUCUAACCAUGCUUUUAACUUAUUGUUUUUACCCAGCUCUGAAUGUCAUUGUUCCCGCCUAUGUUUGAAUAAAGUCUU
Tupaia belangeri chinensis (Chinese tree shrew) is the source of this 7877-nucleotide messenger RNA. RefSeq names its product C2 domain containing 3 centriole elongation regulator (gene C2CD3). The transcript is spliced from 33 exons. The coding region runs from base 177 to 7208 and encodes 2343 amino acids. Gene Ontology annotation, biological process: protein localization to centrosome; cilium assembly; centriole elongation. NCBI's taxonomy places the organism in Eukaryota, Metazoa, Chordata, Mammalia, Scandentia, Tupaiidae. Gene Ontology annotation, cellular component: centriolar satellite; microtubule organizing center; centriole. The record is from RefSeq and is a predicted model, not a curated record.